CAGGAGCCCGUGGAGCGGCUGCGCCAAGAGCUCCAGGCCACCCAGGAGGACCUGGCCCACAGCCGGCAGCACGCCCAGCAGUGCGAGGACAAGGCCCAGGGGCUCCGGGAGCAGCUGGCUGCCAGCCACAGCCAGGUAAGAGCCAGGAGUGCGGGCGCGCCUCCUGCCAGCCCCGGUGCAGCAUCACGCCGAGGCUGGGCAGCAGGGACGGGGCCAGAGCGUGGCUCGUCUGCAGGCCCCCAGCUGCACCCAGGGUUGCGUGAGGCCGACCCCCGCCAUCGCCCCGCGGAUCCGGCCUGAUGCCAUGCGCUGCUGCAGCGAAGUCCGUGCGGACUGGCAGUGCGCAGCUGGUGGGCCUGCAAGCUGGGUCUGGAGACAUCCAGGCACAGAGAGCCCUCUGCUCCCUGGCCUCCUGCCCAGGCCCUGGGCGUGGGGCAUUGUCAGAGCCCUGUCUUUCCCACUGGAUCCGGGUGCCCAGCGUCGUCCUUCCCGCGGUCCCAUCUCCCAUACGUCUCGCUGCCUGUUGCCUUCUCCAUCCUGGGGCCAUGUCUGCUCCCCCGUUCCUCACGGCCCUGGUGCAUGCAGGUGGCGGCAGGCGCGGUGGCACUGAGGGACGCUCAGUCGGAGUUUGCCUCCAAUGGGGCUGCUCACAGCCACAGCGAUGCCAGCUAUGACUGCCUGGCUCUCCAGGCCACGGCGCUUCAGCAGAGGCUGCUGGAGCUGGAGGUGGAGAGCACUGUGCAUCAGCAGCGGGCAGAGGAGGCCGAGCGCCUGGCCCAGGACUGGGAGCUGCAGCUGGAGCGGGCGGCAGAGCAGAAGCACAGCACCAAGAGAGACCUAGAAGUGCUGGAGCUGGAGCUGCGGGGCCUGCGGCAGAGCGCGGCCGCCCAGGCAGAGCGCACGCAGCUGGAGGCGGCCGAGCGGCAGCAGCAGGUGCAGCAGCUGGAGCAGCAGCUGCAGGAGAGCCACCAGCGCAGCGCCCAGAGGGCCCAGGCCAUGCAACGGCGUGAGAAGCAGCUGCGGCAGGUGCGAGCGGAGCUGGCGCAGGCACGGGCAGCGCAGGUUAGCAUGCAGCAGGAGCAGCAGCAGAGCGCGGGGACAAGCGCGGCGCUACGCCAGGAGCUGCAGGGGCUGCGGGAGAGCCUGCAGCAGGAGGCCGCGGCGCGGGCGCAGCAGGAGGAGCGGGCACUGCUGGCCCAGGGGAGCCUGCAGAGCGUGCAGGAGCAGCUGCGGCAGUGCCAGGCGGAGGCUGUGCUGCUCCAGCAGGAUGGGCGGCGCCGCGAGGCCGAGCUGCAGGUGCUGCGGGACCAGGCCACCACCAGCCAGCAAGAGGCCCAGCAGAGCAGGUAGGGCCCGGCCUCCGGGCGUCUGCUUCAGCCCUGAGCCCCAGGCCAGGCAUCCCUCAGCCCUGCCCAUCACUCCCAGGGAACUGCUCCAGCGCCUGAGGAAGGAGCUAAGCCAGUGGCAGGAGAAGCACAAGGUGGCCGCACAGCAGGGCCUGGAGC
Messenger RNA from Alligator sinensis (Chinese alligator), 1505 nucleotides. RefSeq lists its product as uncharacterized. The transcript is spliced from 5 exons. The record is from RefSeq and is a predicted model, not a curated record. Gene Ontology annotation, biological process: spermatogenesis. Bases 580 to 1350 code for a protein of 256 amino acids. NCBI's taxonomy places the organism in Eukaryota, Metazoa, Chordata, Crocodylia, Alligatoridae.